AUGGAUAUCGAUCGAUUGCCACUUCCACGAGAAAAUAAAACUAUUUGGGCAUUAUUUCACGAGGAAUCACCGAGAAACACGCCGAUAUUUAUGCACGAGAAAGCGUUGAACUUGUUCAAUUUCUCCUCUACUUUUAACAAGAACAGUGAUGUUCCGAUCCCGUUGUACCAUUUGGAGAGUCUUGAUGCAGUCACGACUACAAGAUACUUCGUAAACACUUCAAUAAAAAACUCUAUUCUGAAUGAGAUUUCUCCCAUCGUAUUCUUUCAGUCUAACUGCUACACCUUCACUGGCCGUGAUGAGUACGUGACAACAUUAAUGAAGUACAUCAAAGUAGAUUCCUAUGGUCUUUGUUUGCACAACAAGGAUAUAGAUCUGCCCACGUUAUCAAAAAACCCGUUAGUUGAUGAUGAGCUGAUGAACGUUCUUGCGAAGUAUAAGUUUAUGAUAGCUAUAGAGAAUGCUGCGUGUAUUGAUUAUGUGACGGAGAAGUUUUGGCGCGCGAUAGAAUUGGGCGUCGUGCCUAUCUACUACGGCUCGCCGCUGAUCAGGGACUGGCUGCCGAAUAACAAGUCAGCCAUACUGCUGGAGGACUUCCCUACCCCGAAACUGCUCAGCCAAUACUUGCGCUACCUUUUGCAGAACAACUCAGCGUACGAAGAAUACCUCGAGCAUAAAACUUUAGGGAUAAUCUCGAACCGCAAACUGAGUGAUGAAAUAAGUGCCAGAGAAUAUGACAAAACUCUGCUAAUUACCUGA
Messenger RNA from Pectinophora gossypiella (pink bollworm), 759 nucleotides. RefSeq names its product alpha-(1,3)-fucosyltransferase 10-like. Lineage: Eukaryota; Metazoa; Arthropoda; Insecta; Lepidoptera; Gelechiidae. Bases 1 to 759 code for a protein of 252 amino acids. Gene Ontology annotation, molecular function: alpha-(1->3)-fucosyltransferase activity. Gene Ontology annotation, cellular component: membrane. The transcript has 2 exons. The record is from RefSeq and is a predicted model, not a curated record.